Mesocricetus auratus (golden hamster) is the source of this 1355-nucleotide messenger RNA. RefSeq names its product chromosome unknown C8orf76 homolog (gene CUNH8orf76). NCBI's taxonomy places the organism in Eukaryota, Metazoa, Chordata, Mammalia, Rodentia, Cricetidae. The coding region runs from base 97 to 1218 and encodes 373 amino acids. The record is from RefSeq and is a predicted model, not a curated record. The transcript is spliced from 6 exons. Gene Ontology annotation, molecular function: protein binding.
ACCACGUCGUCUCGGUGCCUGGCUGCCGGCGCCUUCGGAGGCUGGGGCGGGAGCCGCUCUAGGUGUCACCCGGCUUCCGGGCCGGCUGCGCGCGCGAUGGAGGCCGGGUGCUGGGUGCUCGGCGGCGAAUUUGAGGACUCGGUGUUCGAGCAGAGGCCGGAGCGGCGGCCCGAGCCGCCCGCGCCCUACGGCGCCAAGUUCUGCGAGCCGCAGUGGUUCUAUGGAGAGACGGAAAGUGGUGAUGAUGUGGAGGUUCUCACUCUCAAGAAAUUCAGAGGGGACCUGGCCUACAGACGACAGGAAUACGAGAGAGCCCUGCAGGAGUACGCCAGUGUCUCUGAGCAGCUGCCGUCUACCAACGUCGCCAUGAGAAGGGAUGUCCAAGAAGGCCAGGCUCGGUGUCUAGCUCACCUGGGGAGACACAAGGAAGCGCUGGAGAUUGCAGCAAACUUGGAAAAUAAAGCAACCAACACAGACCAUCUCUCCACGGUGCUCUACCUCCACUUGGCUAUCUUUUCAAGUUUGAGGAGCUUGGAGAAGACAAUUCUGUGCUUGCAAAAGCUGAUUUCCCUGCACCCUCUGAACCCUUGGAGCUGGUGGAGAUUGGCAGAGGCCUACCUGAGUCCAGGGCCAGGCCUGCCAGCAUUGAGUACGGCAUCUUGGGGACAGACGAGUGUCACCUCAAACAACAAAGCUGUCGGUUCCCCCGUUGCACACUCUGGAGCCACCUUGCCUGAGACUGCAGUGUUUUCCAUGGAAGCCAGUGGUGGUAAUAUCCAGAAGGCUGAGACGGUUCCAGAAACUACGCAGAACUGUCUGACGGAACGGAGAGACGCAGCGUGGAGGGAGACGCGGCUGAAAGCCUGUGCCUGUCUGAUCCGAACCAGGCUCUUGCUUCAGCUCACCCAAUCUCAGCAAACGUCGUUUGCUUUGGAGAGGAACUUGAGGACUCAGCAGGAGAUUUCCGAGAAGGUGAAGGAGCUCAGCCUCCCCGAAGGUGCUGUGCUGUUGAUGGAGGAGGCUAUGGGGGAAGAUAUUACCCCAGAAAAAAUAAAAGAUGAAGCUCAUUCAGAGGUGAAGUGUGUCGGCCCCGCAGCCCUGACUGCCUUGGUGACCGCAUCCUCCAAAGAAUUUGAAGACAAGUGGUUCGGAGAGAUCAAAGACCGUCUCUGUCCCUCGGGAAAUCAGUCCCACAAGGAGGCCCCGAUCGUGGCUUAGGAAAGCAUGCCAGGACCCAAGCGUCUGGUACUGUAUUGUCCUUGUCUACCGUGGACGAGGUCUGUGCAGUCACUGAAACUGAAGUACAGAUGAUUCUUUAUAUUGUUUAUAAAAACCUCUCUCCCAGGUUAUUGCAA